ACUGGAUUCCCGGCGGAACCGGCUACAUCCGAGUCAGCCCCCGAGUGUGGCGGCCAGCGCUUUCUCGCCCCAGCCCGCCAAGGGUGGGGUUUGGCCCGCGAGGGGCGCUGGAAGUGGCCAGGCCAGAGGAAUUCCUUCCAUUUCCCCGCUGGCUUCCAGGAGUUAGGGAGCUCGGCUGCCAGGACGCCGAGCCGGGAGGGACCAGAGUUGCCCGGUGCAACCCCUUCGUGGGACUGAGCUGAGAAGCCGAGCCUGGAGAGGGUCAGGAGCGGGCCUGGGAUUAGAAGUGGAGUCAGGAGCGGGCCUGGGAUUAGAAGUGCUGCAGAGGUGGCAUCUCCAGUGGUUUCCAGUGGAGUAAUAAUUUGGGUUGGGGGCUAGUAUUAGGGGUGUGCUGGGAAAAGGAAGGCUGGGCAGAGGUAGGUGGAUUGAGAAUAGUUAUGCCCAAAGUGUGCUGAUGUAGUAGGAGGCUUCAGUGGUGACUUCAGGCUUGGCCCUAGACCCACACCAAGUGAAUUGGUUGAAGACUUGAAAGGGAAGCCAGCCGACUCUUUGUAGUGACCUAGAGGUGAGAGGAAUGACAAUGACAAAUGUAUAGUACGGUAAAGCCAAGAUUCCAAGCGAUGGCAGCCAGGCAGAAGGAUGGACCAAGUCUAGCAGGAUGAAUGAGACUGAUUAUGAAUGUUGAGGCCUGUGCUGUAGUUAAGAAAAUUAGCUGAGAGGUUCAACCCAGCAACUCAGGCCCUGGAGCUUCCCACUGGCUCUCUGGUGUUGGCUGUCAAAUUGCUCUGUGCCCACUAAGCAGGUCCAAGGAGGGAAGGGGGUUGCCUGACCCUGGGCUCCCUGGUUGGACUCCCUGGGUUCUAAUCCUAGCUUUGUCACUUCCUAGCUGUGUGACCUUGGACAGGUUGCUUAACAUUUCUGUGCCUUAGUUUCCUCCUUGUUAAAACGUUCAUAAUAAGAAUAAUGCUUUUCUCACAGUGUUGUGAGGCUAAAAUGAGAACCUGAGUGUAAAGUGCUUAGUGAUAUAUUUAGCACAUGGUGUUCAACAAAUAUUAGCUGCUGUUGUUAUUGUUGGUAAUAGUAAUAUGCCCAUUUCUGGGUGGGGACAUUGGCCAAGGCAGAGUUUAUGCCAUCAGGAAGCCACCAGGGCUGCAGAGGGUCUGUCAUUCAUGUCCUGUUGCAAGGAGUUCAGAUAAGGAAAGACUCAGUUGAUAGGAGGGAGGAGAAGGAGGUUUCAGGUGGGUUCAUGCGGGGCUGGGGGCUCCUGUGUCAGUCGUGACUCAGCAUAGGAGGGAACCCUUGGAGUUUGGGUCUGCCCCCAAGUGGAGGGGACAGCUCCUUAGCCGCAGUGUUCUCCCUGCCUCCUUCCAGGUGACUGGCUGACCCUCCUCCUAAACCCUUCCUGAUGCAGGCACGUCUGAGUCCCCCUCUCCCGCAUUCCACAGAUACUUAACUGAGCACCUAUUAGUACUGAGCUCUGGUUUGGAGUCUGAACUCUGCAGCCAUUGAGACAGACACGUAAACAAACGCACAGCAUUAGUCCUAUGGCGAUGGUAAAAAUAGGUUCAUGUGGCGGGGUGCGAGUGGAGGUGAAAUGGGAAUGGAAACCUGAUUGAUGAGAAGGCGCUAGCCACACAGGUAUCGCAGGCAGUGACUGUCCUGGCAGAAGGAACAGCCAAUGCAGAGGCUCUGCAUGGGGCAAGAGAGCACAGGGCUGGAGCACAGCAGGGAAGGGGAGCUGGAGAGCAGGGGCUGGGGGCUGAAGUCUGGCCUGAGGCGCCCACUUCCUUUGGGGGGGAAUCACUUUCUCCUCCUCCAAGCCCACUCAGCCCCUGGUUUGUCCUCGGCACAGGGCUGACUGGAACCAAUGUUGAUUCGUUCCUGCAUCGUAACCUCCUGGGGCCCCGGGACCUUGAUCUGCUGCUUCUUGGAUCUCCCACUGUUUGAGGCUCACUGGCUCACAGUAGGCCCUCAAUCUCAUCGGCCUGAAGGGCAUCCUGAUAACCAGGGAAGAUCACGCCUUGUCUGGUCCUGCCCUCACCUUGGGGCCCAGGCAAGAGAGGAGAGGGCUGAGUAAGGGCCCUUUUGUGCACAUCAGGGAGCUGAAAGCUGGAUUGAGGUACCCCCCUCCCCCCAGGAGCGGGGUGUGAGGCUGAGGAGCUGUGUCUCCAGGGCCCUGAGGUGCCCCAGACACUGUCGGCAGCUCCUGGCCACACCCCACGUUCCCAAGUGCUGUUUGCUUGCGGUGUGGGCCCCCAGCCUCUGAUGCGCAGCUCACGGAGGUCCUUGGGCUGCCUUGUCCCCCCUCAUGGCCCGGGUCCUGCUUCUGUUCCCACUCCUGUGUUUUCUGGCUGUGCUGUCUCCAGGGAAUGGUCCCGCUAGCUGGUUUCUCCUCUCUCGCGUGGACUCUCCCUCUGCAGGCCUCCACUGUGGACAGAGGCCAGCCCCAGCCCCUCCCUGGUGUCGGCGCCUUCUGCCAGGCCCCGAAGGCCCGAGGGAUGGUCGAGUGUUGUUCGAGGACUGUUGGUCCAUCCAGAGGGAGAUGCCCUGUAUCCAAGCCCAGUAUGGGACACCAGCAUCGAGCCCAGGACCCUGUGACCCCCUGACCCCCGAGCUCAGCAAGCCCACCAUGGACCUGGCCAGCCCUGAGGCGGCCCCCGCUGUCCCCACGGCCUUGCCCAGCUUCAGCACCUUCAUGGACGGCUACACGGGGGAGUUUGACACCUUCCUGUACCAGCUGCCGGGAACAGCCCAGCCGUGCUCCUCGGCCUCCUCCUCGGCCUCCUCCACGUCUUCAUCGUCAGCCACCUCCCCUGCCUCCGCUUCAUUCAAGUUCGAGGACUUCCAGGUGUUCGGCUGCUACCCCGGCACCCUGAGCGGCCCUCUCGACGAGACCCUGUCCUCCAGCGGCUCCGACUACUAUGGCAGCCCCUGCUCAGCCCCGUCACCGUCCACGCCCAGCUUCCAGCCGCCACAGCUCUCUCCCUGGGAUGGCUCCUUCGGCCCCUUCUCGCCCAGCCAGACUUACGAAGGCAUGCGGGCAUGGACAGAGCAGCUGCCCAAGGCUUCUGGGCACCCCCAGCCGCUGACCUUCUUUUCCUUCAGCCCUCCCCCCGGCCCCAGUCCCAGCCUGGCCCAGAGCCCCCUGAGGCUGUUCCCCUCGCAGGCUGCCCACCAGCUGGGGGAGGGAGAGAGCUAUUGCAUGCCGACAGCGUUCCCAGGCCUGGUGCCCGCGUCUUCACACCUUGACGGCUUGGGGAUGGUGGAUGCGCCCGUGACCCCAGCCAAGGCCCGGAGUGGGGCUCCGGGUGCAAGCGAGGGCCGCUGUGCUGUGUGUGGGGACAACGCCUCUUGCCAGCAUUACGGUGUCCGCACCUGCGAGGGCUGCAAGGGCUUCUUCAAGCGCACAGUGCAGAAAAAUGCCAAGUACAUCUGCCUGGCUAACAAGGACUGCCCUGUGGACAAGAGACGGCGAAACCGCUGCCAGUUCUGUCGCUUCCAGAAGUGCCUGGCUGUGGGCAUGGUGAAGGAAGUUGUCCGGACAGACAGCCUGAAGGGGCGGCGGGGUCGGCUUCCUUCCAAGCCCAAGCAACCCCCGGAUGCCUCCCCUGCGAAUCUGCUCACCUCCCUGGUCCGGGCGCACCUGGACUCGGGGCCCAGCACUUCCAAACUGGACUACUCCAAGUUCCAGGAGCUGGUGCUGCCCCACUUCGGGAAGGAGGAUGCCGGGGACGUGCAGCAGUUCUACGACCUGCUUUCGGGUUCCCUGGAGGUUAUCCGCAAGUGGGCUGAGAAGAUCCCCGGCUUUGCCGAGCUGUCCCCCGGGGACCAGGACCUGCUGCUGGAGUCGGCCUUCCUGGAGCUCUUCAUCCUCCGCCUGGCCUACCGGUCUAAGCCGGCUGAGGGGAAGCUCAUCUUCUGCUCGGGCCUGGUGUUGCACCGGCUGCAAUGUGCCCGCGGCUUCGGGGACUGGAUCGACAGCAUCCUGGCCUUCUCUCGCUCCCUGCACAGCUUGGUCGUCGACGUCCCUGCUUUUGCCUGCCUCUCUGCGCUCGUCCUUAUCACAGGCAAGUCAUUUAACCUCUCUGGGCCUCACUGUGUCACUUGGAAGAUGAGGAUAAUGAACGUUGCUGCCUUGCUAGGCUUCUGCUGGGGCUCAGAAGCGGGCUCCUGUGCCUUUGCACAGUGCAGAGGGCUGUGGGGCCUGGUCACUGGCGGCCGUUCCAGAGACCUGGGAGAGGCCGGGGAGAGGGGCGUCUGCUCCUCAGCCGUGCAGCUAAUCCUGCACCUUCCCCGCAGACCGGCACGGGCUGCAGGAGCCUUGCAGGGUAGAGGAGCUGCAGAACCGCAUCGCCAGCUGCCUGAAGGAGCACGUCUCGGCCGAGGCAGGCGAGCCUCAGCCCGCCAGCUGCCUGUCCCGCCUGCUGGGCAAGCUGCCCGAGCUGCGGACCCUGUGCACCCAGGGCCUGCAGCGCAUCUUCUACCUCAAGCUGGAGGACUUGGUGCCCCCUCCGCCCAUCGUCGAGAAGAUCUUUAUGGACACGCUGCCCUUCUGACCCCAGCCCGGGAACACGCGUGCACUCCGUGUGCACGCUCACACGCCACCCCACGUGCCUUUAGCCCACGGCCCACGGACCCCUGGAGCACCACCCCUCAGCCUGGGCCUGAGCUGCAGACUGGCCGCCCCUCCCCGCCACCUGCUCUGGGAGGUCGGCAGGGAGUUCAUGCCCUGGGGGAGGGGGAUGCGUUCACAGGGGUGACCCUUACUAUUUGUCUUACCCCCCAGCCCAGCCCUGGUCUUUAUGUUUUUGUAAGAUAAAACCGUUUUUAACACACAUACCGCCAUGCUGUAAAUAAGCCAAAUGCUGCUGUAAAUACAGGAAGGAAGAGGUUGAGGUGGGAGUGGGGUUUGGGAGGGAGGGACGGGCCCCCGCCAGCCUCCUCCUACUUGCUCUCUUCCCGCCCUCCUUCCAUGUGUACAUAGACUCACUCUAGGAGGCAGACAAGUGACAGAUUCUGACAUUUAUAUUUGUGUAUUUUCCUGGAUUUAUAGUACGUGUCUUUUCUGAUUAAUAUAUUUAAUAUAUUGAAUAAAAAAUAGACGUGUAGCUGAA
This is a messenger RNA of Lagenorhynchus albirostris (white-beaked dolphin), 5114 nucleotides long. It is a transcript of the gene NR4A1, whose product is annotated as nuclear receptor subfamily 4 group A member 1. Gene Ontology annotation, molecular function: nuclear receptor activity; zinc ion binding; RNA polymerase II cis-regulatory region sequence-specific DNA binding. The coding region runs from base 2309 to 4819 and encodes 836 amino acids. Lineage: Eukaryota; Metazoa; Chordata; Mammalia; Artiodactyla; Delphinidae. Gene Ontology annotation, biological process: regulation of transcription by RNA polymerase II; cellular response to corticotropin-releasing hormone stimulus. The record is from RefSeq and is a predicted model, not a curated record. The transcript has 9 exons. Gene Ontology annotation, cellular component: transcription regulator complex; nucleus.